Pieris brassicae (large cabbage white) is the source of this 3008-nucleotide messenger RNA. RefSeq lists its product as uncharacterized. The record is from RefSeq and is a predicted model, not a curated record. The transcript has 11 exons. Lineage: Eukaryota; Metazoa; Arthropoda; Insecta; Lepidoptera; Pieridae. Bases 214 to 1713 code for a protein of 499 amino acids.
UUUGGCAGUGACAUAGUAAUCACCUUCUCCAGAUGAUAAUGAUAAGUGUCCAUAUUUUGCUGUGAUAUAUUGUUUGAUGACUGAGUUGUAGUUACUGAAUCGUCCAAUUUUUUUAAAUUUUACCCAUGUAUUGUUUAUUUUACUCUUAGUAAUUAACGCCUUUAAAAAAGUUUUCCUAUAUUAUAUGGUAUACGGUAGUGGAUCUUGUGAGAUAUGGGAAACCAUAAUAGUCACGACAAGCCUAGCACAGAUGGAAGCGGCAGUGGGGCUAGUACACCUCGAGGGUCGACUCGUGGAGCUAGAUCGGGUUCCAGCGGAGAGCUACAAGGUCACACAGAUAAGCCGGAAGCACCUGCGCCCUUGUCGCUCGUGCCUGUAGAAAAAUUAGGAAAGUUGCUGGCCCAACGGUCACAAAAGGAGGAUGGUGUCAAUGGUGUCACAGAAAAUUCUUUUACGAAAUAUCUAUUUCCUCGGUAUCCGGAGCUGGCCCGUCAGUUCUAUUGGUAUAUCCACAGGCUGGGCAAGUGCAAGAAUAAGCAUAUCCCCCUAAACACUUUCCGCCACCAAUGCGAACGGAUCCUAGCCAUACUGGAUGACAAUAUUAUUAUUGAUACAUAUGUCAGAAUGUUCUGCACGGAUCCUGAAGAAGCUAAGGUAACCCCAGAAGAUUUGCGUAGUCUACUUUAUGUCAGCUAUAAACUGUCUAUGGACUACUAUCCAGAAGGACCCCAGACCUGUAUGCAGAUAAACAAGACGUUAAAUGCGGUAGUCAAUGGAUGUUACAAUAAGAAGGAGUCACACAGUGUUGGAUUUGUGGUACGCUGGUUGGAGGAACAUUGCCAUCGACUCAUCUUUCCUGUACAUAGAUACUGCGUCCACUUAUUAGCCACUCGUCACCGUGAAUUGGAAUCCCAACUGGAGUCCAGUCCCGGUGAAAGUGGAACUGGAAUUGAGUUGGCCACGCCCGUAUUGGACCGAGUGGGACCACGUGCUGCAUUAUUGCCUGUUUCUGCUGCUUGGCUGGUCGCUGCAACAUUGUCACAGUUAUACACCCGCCCGCUAAAGCCUCCACCGGUAACAACUAGUGGUGGGGGCAGCGCGAGCGCAGCCUGGAUGUCGAGACUAGUAUGUGCGUUGCCUUCACAUUGGGUGCCGCUUUACUCAUCUAACGAACACGGCCUGGGAGCCAAUCGUUUUUUGCAUCAUACGCUGGCUUAUAGAGGUCCUACGCUAGUGGUGGUGUCUGGAAAGGCGGAAUGUGGUGAAACAGUAACAGUGGUGGUGGCGUCGCCGCAGGAGUGGCGGGAAACGCAUCAGUAUUGUGGUGGACCAGACUGUGCCCUAGUACAGCUUUAUCCAACGUUCUCACUGGUUGAGCGCGGUCCUCGAAUGCUAUACCUUAACACGUGUAUACGCGGCUACCCAAAAGGACUUCGCGCUGGUGCUGACCCUCGAUCGCCACAACUUUCUGUUAACGAGGGCUUUGAUGGCUUUACGUUUAAGGGAGCGCCUUAUCCACUUAAUGCUAUUGAGGUCUGGGGUUGCGGCGACGGUGCAUUACGCGAGUCACAGUUGGACGUCAAGAAGUGGCAAGUAAAAGAGGCUGAGCGGCAUAGAAAUGUAAAGAUAUCGGCAGCUGAUUGGAUCGAACAUCCUGAUAGAUAUUUACUUGAAAUGGCCGGCCGCCCUCAGUAUAAUACAACUGCUUCAUAGGGAAAUGGACUAACGGUUAAUACAACAUUUCAUUGUUAGCGCAUUGACCUAAUUUUGAGGAUAUACAUUGAACUUAUCCUCAAAAAUCGUGAUUGACAUUAAAAUAUGUACUUUUCAGCUUUGAAAUUUAACAUAGAUAAAUGUAAUGAUUAAAGUGCCUUUGAGGGUCUAUUAAAUUGUUUUUAUAUUCAACAUUAGAUAUUUUGUGUCCCCAAAAACUACAUUCAAAAAAUAUAAUGUAGUUUAUUUGACCGUUUGCUUAAAAACUCAGACUUUUUUUAGGUUAGGUAUAUAUAAUAUAUACCAGCAUGUUAUUAAACAUUUUUUUUGUUGUUGUAAAAACAAAGUAUUUGUCCAUAAUGCGAUUAUAAGAUAAAUCUCUUUUAACUUGUCAUGGUUAACAUUUAAUACUUAAACGGUAUAUUGUUUUAAAAAAUUAUACACAUUGAUAAAAACAUGGUUUGUAUAAUUAGACAGUAUAGUACAGGUAAGUUCAUAUAAAGGUCAGAAUAAGGAUACAAGCUUCAAAUUGUGGCUUUGAAUGUGUGCCAAUGUCAAUGAGUUAUAAUUACAAUUAAAUAUUUGUUAAAAAAAAUCAAAUACUUACAAAAACUUACAAAGCCUCUAAACUAUAUUUUAUCUUUACAAAUGUUAUUUCUUAUUUCAUGCUAUACUCGUCAAGUCAAUUGUGUGAAUUGUUCAUACUAUGUAAAAGACAGUCUUAUGUUAUUUAAGUGUAUAUGAAUGAUAAUUAAUGUGUGUAAUGUUUUACUUCUAAGCCCAUUCUGUAUAUUUUAUAGCCGUUUGCGUUUUUGUGUUCUGAGUAUUGAUAGCAGGAAAAAGUAUUAAUUAAAUACAAAUGAUGAGAAUCACACUUCUAUGAUGGUAUUAUUCACUAAUGUGAAAAAUAAAAUUGUUAUUGAUACUAAUUAUGUAUAUUUUUUAUUCAAUUUUCAAAUGCUUAAUACGUUAACAAUGGCUUUACUUUCAAAACUUGUAUGGCUAUCCACUAUUUUCCCUUACAACCUUUAUAUUUAACUUGAAAUAUAACUGUUGUUAUUUGUAGGUGCUUACAGUGUUCAUGUCAUGUUUGGUGCUCUGGUUUUUACAUAGAUAUCAAUACUUUUUUUUUAAAAUUGUAUUUGAAUGUGAAAUCUGUGAUUGAAUGUUAAUUAUGAAACACUUUUAAUAUUAUUUUAAAUAUGCACAGGUACUUAUCUUAGUACAGAUAAUUAAUCUAUUACAAUUUGCUUAUGUACACAUUGUAUUAUAAUUGUUUAAGUAAAGUAUUUUAA